AUGUACUCACAACGACCCUUAUCGUAUGCGCCCACGCCUUACAGCUACACUCCAAAUCCGGCACGAUUAGCCACAAUCAAUCUCGAUGAGGAAGUGAAACUCGUGUCAAGCUCAGGAGAGCGCGAACUCUACGAAUCUCUUGCCGAGAUAUACAGCAUAAUUAUCACACUCGAUGGUCUCGAAAAAGCAUUUAUCAAGGACGUUGUCACCGAGGCCGAGUACACGGAGACGUGCACGAGGCUAUUGAAACAAUACAAGUCUAGUCUGGGUGAUGAAACGGUGUCACGAGAAUUUGUGGACUUGGAGACAUUUAAGAGGACGUGGGGAUUGGAAUGCCCUCGCGCUACCGAACGACUUCGAAUUGGCCUACCCGCGACGGUCGAACAGGCCUCACACAGUGUACCGCAAGCGAGUGGAGCAGUCUCUGGAGGCUCUGGUGGUGGUACCUCAGGCAGUCUGAUCUUGGCAGCAACUGAGAAUUUCAUCACCUUCCUUGAUGCCUUGAAGUUGAACAUGUUCUCCAAAGAUGCUCUGCACCCUCUUCUCUCUGAAGUUAUCCAGUCGGUCAAUAAAGUUACCGAUGGGGAAUUUGAAAACCGUGGGAAAAUCAUUCAAUGGUUGAUUGCGCUCAACCAGAUGCGAGCUACAGAGGAGCUUAACGAAGAGCAGGCACGAGAGUUGGCUUUUGAUAUCGAGCAAGCUUACCAAGGAUUCAAAGCGACGCUGAAUUGA
Molecule: messenger RNA, 732 nt
Organism: Penicillium diatomitis
Lineage: Eukaryota; Fungi; Ascomycota; Eurotiomycetes; Eurotiales; Aspergillaceae
Product: ESCRT-I subunit protein VPS28
Exons: 3
Coding region: 1-732 (243 amino acids)
Biological process (GO): protein transport to vacuole involved in ubiquitin-dependent protein catabolic process via the multivesicular body sorting pathway
Cellular component (GO): ESCRT I complex
Molecular function (GO): protein-containing complex binding
Source: RefSeq, a predicted model, not a curated record